UUGAAUUUAGACUUUAGAAGCGUUCAAGGUGGCGAAUACAAGAAAAAACGAUAGUAAUAUGGAGUCAUUUGCUCCGCCACCGCCACCUGUUCUCGUUCGUGGAUUAACUAACAGAGAGCAAGAGAUGUCAGAAAUGGUAUCGGCUUUGGCCCAUGUGGUGGCCGGUAAUGCGACUGAAGAAGCAGCGCAGAGCCGGGAAGAUGCCUCGGGUGGCUGUGGCGGUGGCGGUGCUAAUCCUUCUGCAUCUUCAUGGGAUGUUGGAGAUAAGAGGUUGUGCGAAGAGCAAAACACUAAGCAGUUCUCUGAAUCAUUUGCCAGCGUUUACAGGUCACAGAGUGAUGUUUCCUCUGGAUCAGCAGCAGCAGAAGCAGUAUAUACAUACACUACUCCUACAUAUAAUGGCCUUGGUCAUGGGGGAAGAAACAGAAGAUACCGAGGAGUGAGACGGAGGCCAUGGGGCAAAUGGGCAGCUGAAAUUAGAGAUCCAUACAAGGCUACUAGGGUUUGGCUGGGAACAUUCAAUACUGCUGAGGAUGCUGCUCGAGCUUAUGAUGAAGCUGCCCUCAGAUUUAGAGGCAACAAAGCCAAACUCAAUUUUCCAGAAAACGUUACUCGCCUCGUUAUUCCUUCUUCGUCUUCAGCUGAACCUAUUCUUCAUGCUCAACCUCACCAUCAACUGCAGAAUCCUACAGAGAGAUUGUUGACAUCGACAUUUCAGCUUCCGUCGAUUUCUUCAGAGAGCGUGCCAUGUUUUCCUCCCUUGUUCCCAGCACAGCUGCCUGAGAAUAUCAGGUUCGGCGACAGUCAUCAGAAUUCUUCCGGAUGAUUAGUGUACUUAUUCAUGCUUUUUGGUAAUAUAAUUCGACUGCAGAAUUUCCAAUCAGAAAAUAAGUAUUCCUUUGCACUGACGAUAAAGAGUAGCCACUGCAGCAAAGUGGAGUUCUUUCGCCAUCACUUGCGAUCUCAAAACUUUAAGUUCUUCAUGAGAAAGUUCUUUUGUGAAAGGCUGCAUUUCAAUUUUCUGUAAGACCGUGUUCGGCUAAGCUUAAUAAUUAUAA
Molecule: messenger RNA, 1058 nt
Organism: Olea europaea var. sylvestris
Lineage: Eukaryota; Viridiplantae; Streptophyta; Magnoliopsida; Lamiales; Oleaceae
Product: ethylene-responsive transcription factor ABR1-like
Exons: 2
Coding region: 59-826 (255 amino acids)
Biological process (GO): regulation of DNA-templated transcription; ethylene-activated signaling pathway
Molecular function (GO): DNA binding; DNA-binding transcription factor activity
Source: RefSeq, a predicted model, not a curated record